Carassius carassius (crucian carp) is the source of this 1308-nucleotide messenger RNA. RefSeq names its product C-C chemokine receptor type 4-like. Gene Ontology annotation, molecular function: chemokine receptor activity. Bases 127 to 1191 code for a protein of 354 amino acids. The transcript has 2 exons. Gene Ontology annotation, cellular component: membrane. The record is from RefSeq and is a predicted model, not a curated record. Lineage: Eukaryota; Metazoa; Chordata; Actinopteri; Cypriniformes; Cyprinidae. Gene Ontology annotation, biological process: immune response; G protein-coupled receptor signaling pathway; chemotaxis.
UGUGCUGAGUUUUCUCGGUAAGCCACAACGUGAUUGUAUCAGUUCUGCCAGGGCUGCUCAGAGUUUCACACACUCUUCUACCAAAGGCAUCGCAGAAAUCUGACAUCAGCAACCAGAUAGAUACCAAUGGAUAAUUCUAGUGAUGAAUAUCUCAACAGCUUUUUCAAUGAAUACAAUGACCCGCCAUAUGAAGGAGAAGUCGUAGACGGAGAGGUUGCUUUAUGCAAGAAAAACGAUGUGCUCCACUUUGGAGCAACAGUUCUCCCAGCCUUCUACUCCAUUAUGUUCUUUAUGAGCUUGUUUGGAAAUGGACUGGUGCUGUGCAUCAUCUACAAAUAUGAGAAGCUCAGCACGGUUAACAACAUAUUCUUGCUCAACCUCGUCAUUUCAGACCUCAUCUUCACCUUUAGCCUCCCUUUCUGGGCAGUCUACCACAAGUCUGAAUGGAUCUUUGGCCAAGGCCUUUGCAAGUUGGUGGGAAGCUGUUAUUUCAUCGGCUUCAACAGCUCCAUCCUCUUCCUCACCCUCAUCACCUUUGACCGCUACCUUGCAGUGGUCCACGCCAUCUCUGCAGCCAAGAGCAGAAGGAAGGCGUACGGGUUUGCAUCAUCCGCCGUUAUCUGGGUGAUCAGUAUUUUGGCUAGUAUAAAGGAUAUAGUUUUAUACGAUGUGAUGAAUGGUGGAGAUGGUUUGCUGUGCGAAAUGACUGGUUACCACCAGAUUUUCCUCACAAAAUGGGAGCUGAUUGGUUAUUAUCAGCAGUUUUUCCUGUUCUUCUUGGUGCCUCUGUUCAUCGUCCUGUACUGCUACAUCCGCAUCACCAUCAGGAUCAUAUUCACUCGCUUGGCGGAGAAGUGCAGGGCGGUCAAACUCAUCUUUGUCAUCGUCUUUACCUUCUUCAUCUGCUGGACGCCUUACAAUGUGGUCAUCCUGUUGAAAGCCAUCAAGAGAUCCUUUGGAGAGCAGAACAAUUGCUCAGAUGCCCUCGACUAUGCACUGUACGUCACACGAAACUUCGCCUACCUGUACUUCUGCAUCAGCCCUGUCUUCUACACUUUUUUGGGGAAGAAGUUUCAAACCCAUUUUCUGAAGCUUUUGUCCAAGAAGAUACCGUGUCUGAAAAUCGAUUAUGCCAUGCCGUCAACAACCAGUAAAACCACAUCAACCAGGAGCCCAAUCACUGACUACUGAACAUGAACAGGACUACAAGAAUGUGGUUUGUAUGUGUGAAAUGCAAUGCUGGAUAAAUGUAUUGUUAGCAGGACACAAAUACUAAUGACAAGAUAAAAGAAAAACUAAGAAUCCAAA